Molecule: messenger RNA, 3420 nt
Organism: Dreissena polymorpha
Lineage: Eukaryota; Metazoa; Mollusca; Bivalvia; Myida; Dreissenidae
Product: ATP-dependent RNA helicase DDX1-like
Exons: 23
Coding region: 156-2351 (731 amino acids)
Molecular function (GO): nucleic acid binding; ATP binding; RNA helicase activity
Source: RefSeq, a predicted model, not a curated record
AUUAACUAUGAAAAUUAACCAUAAAAUAAUGUAUCAAAUAAUUGAAUUUAUGUUGAACAAACGGAAAAUUACACAUUUUUGGGUUAAUUGAUGAAUUCGAAAGCACGUGCUUGUUAUUGAGUCCACAUCGGAGAGUAAAUUGCAGACAUAGCAAAAUGACUGCAUUUGAAGAAAUGGGGGUUAUGCCAGAGAUUGCAAGGGCAGUGGAAGAAAUGGACUGGAGUUUACCCACUGAUGUGCAGGCUGAAGCCAUACCAAUGAUUCUUGGUGGUGGAGAUGUGCUCAUGGCCGCUGAGACAGGCAGUGGUAAGACAGGAGCAUUUUGUCUGCCCAUCCUGCAGAUUGUGUUUGAGACCCUUAAAGAUCAGCAAGAGGGCAAGACCAGCAAACUCUCCACCAAGAAUAAAGGAGCAAGUCUUUCAUGGAAGCUGAACAUAUAUGAUCGUGGUGAUGCCAUGGCCAUUGAACCAGACGGCCUUCUGUGCCAGAGUAGAGACCAGCAGAAAUGGCAUGGUACCCGCACCAACAAGGCUGUUGUGGGACAAGGGCGUUACUACUAUGAGGCGACGGUGACAGACGAGGGACUGUGUCGAGUAGGCUAUUCCACAGACAAGGCUAGUCUGGACCUCGGCACUGACCGCUGGGGCUGGGGGUUUGGAGGGACUGGCAAGAAGUCCAACAGCAAGCAGUUUGAUAGCUAUGGGGAGCCUUUUGGGCUCAACGAUACGAUUGGUUGUUACCUUGACUUGAUGAAACGUGAGGUGCGUUGGUCGAAGAAUGGGGUGGACCUCGGCAAGGCGUACGACCUUCCAGCACAGGCAGCCAAUGAGAAGUUCUUCGCAGCAGUUGUCUUGAAGAAUGCAGAAAUGACCUUCAACUUUGGUGGUACACCCUUCAAGUACCCGCCACCCCAGGGUUUCAUCUCACUGACAGGGGCUUCCAAGGAGAGCACUGUAGAGUCCACGCAGUCUGCAGUGCCGGCAAGUAGCGCCAAGGCAGCCACCAACGCUCCCCAGGCGAUCAUUAUAGAACCCUCUAGAGAACUUGCUGAACAGACACUAGUGCAAAUUCAAAAGUUCAAGAAGUUCUUGGAAAGUCCCAUUCCGAGGGAGCUACUGGUGGUUGGUGGUGUUAAUGUGAAGGAACAAGUGGACGUCCUCAUGCGGGGGGUGGACAUUGUGUGUGGUACCCCAGGUCGUCUUGAAGACCUCAUCUCCACUGGAAAACUGGCCUUGUCCGCUUGCAGGUUCUUUGUGCUGGAUGAAGCGGAUGGUCUGCUGAGUCAAGGAUAUGGGGACCUGAUCAAUCGUAUCCACGGCCAGAUACCCAAGGUUACCAACGACGGCAAGAGGCUACAGAUGGUCGUUUGCUCAGCUACACUGCACUCUUUUGAUGUGAAAAAGAUGGCGGAGCGCUUGAUGUACUUUCCUACAUGGAUUGACUUAAAGGGCCAGGACUCUGUGCCGGAGACAGUCCACCACUGUGUGGUCAUUGUUGACCCUCUAAAGGACACUACCUGGAAAGGCCUUCGUCAGCAUGUGGAAACAGAUGGAGUCCACUAUGAGGACAAGAUUCAGCCCCAUGGAACCAGUCAAGAGACAUAUUCAGAGGCAGUAAAGAUCCUGAAGGGAGAGUACACUGUGCGUGCAUUAGAAGAGCACAAAAUGGAUCGGGCCCUGAUAUUCUGUAGAACCAAGGUCGACUGUGACAAUAUGGAAAAAUAUCUUCAACUGCGAGGCCAAGGGAAAUUUUCCUGCGUCUGUCUGCAUGCUGAUCGCAAGCCGCAGGAAAGAAAAGAUAAUCUCCAGAAGUUUAAGGAUGGUAAGGUCAAGUUUCUUAUCUGCACUGAUGUUGCAGCUCGUGGCAUUGAUGUCUCCGGACUUCCUUUCGUCAUCAAUGUUACCUUGCCUGAUGAGAAACAAAACUAUAUCCACAGAAUUGGUCGAGUUGGACGAGCAGAAAGAAUGGGUCUUGCAAUAUCAUUAGUUGCCUCAGUAAAAGAAAAGGUUUGGUACCACUCUAACUGCCAGUCUAAAGGCCGUGGAUGUUAUAACACCAACUUGACUGACAGAGGAGGCUGUUGUAUCUGGUAUAAUGAGCCUCAGUUGCUUGCAGACGUAGAGGACCAUCUAGAUAUUACCAUCGAUCAAAUCCAACCAGACAUUAAAGUACCUAUUAACGAAUUUGAUGGUAAAGUCACAUAUGGACAAAAACGCAAAAAUACAGGUAGUGGUUACGAGGGUCAUGUGGCCACCCUGGCGCCGGCCGUCAUGGAGUUAGCGCGUCUGGAGAAGCAUGCACAGACCUCGUACAUCAACCUGAAGUACAAGAAGAUGUCCUGGACGCGCUAGGGAGGAGGAGGGUUGUGGUCAAACGUAAAUUAUCAACACAAAAAUCACUACAUAUGUAUCUCAUUGAUAGUGGUUACGAUAACCAGCAUUUAAAGAAGAAUUCCAGGAUAACAUUGAAAAGAGUGUGUUUGUGGCUCAAACAUCAGUAAUCCAAAAAAGCAUAAACAGGUACAUUGCAUAAGUAGUGGUAAUGUUUGAUGUGUAGCUUUAAAUCUUUUUCACUCACAAACCUCUUACAUUAUCAUGAACAUAAUACAAAAUACUGGAUAAAAUAUGAAAGAUGAUUGCUGUAGCAAUGUUAAGAAUUGAAGUGCCUAGGUACUGCAUCCCUCUGUGAACACUGCUAGGUCAACCAUCUAUAAUCUGUACAUGCAAAUUCAUCCCAUUGGUAGUGGUAACUUGACAUAGUAGCAAAGCAUGUAUAUUAGGAUGAAGUUCAAGAUGUCCAUGACGAGAUGAGCUAUUGACUGUGGCAAUUUACUUCUUAUUACAAAUUGGACGUGUUAGUUUAUUGCUUAGAUGACUGUCUAGUUUUAGGUCAAAUGUAAAAAAUCUUCUGAUGCAUGCGUCUUGAAUAGAUCUGUUUAUGUUUUAUGUUUAGCUUAAAACAAAGUAUUUGUUUAAGGAGUGAAUUAAAAAAAACCCAGUUUGUUUCUGUUUUGUAUCAUAGUUUGAUUUGAGGGAGUCAGAAGACCUGUUGUUUUCAUUUAUUGCAAUAAACAUUUGCACUAUUAGUUUUUACAAAGUAACGCGUAAAACAAAUUGCAGUGUGUGUGUGUUGAUGAUGCUAGUAACGAUGUCCUCCUGAUUCAGCUCGAGUUUCACUUAAUGUUUAUAUAUGUUAAUAAACAUUUGAUGUUUUAAACUCAAAGAAGCAUUGAGGAAUGAAGCUUAGCAUCAGAGAUCUUUCAUAGUCUUGUCCAAUGGGGGUUUGUCCAAGUUUUUUUAAUUGCUUGUUUGUCUGUAUGUCUGUCUUGAUGUGCAGUUAUAAUACGAAUAUAACAAUUUAAAGUUCCCUGUUAAUGGAGUAAUUCAUUUGGAUCAAUAAAUAAAGUAUACUUUACCAUAA